Messenger RNA from Parastagonospora nodorum SN15, 1002 nucleotides. RefSeq lists its product as hypothetical. The record is from RefSeq and is a predicted model, not a curated record. Lineage: Eukaryota; Fungi; Ascomycota; Dothideomycetes; Pleosporales; Phaeosphaeriaceae. The transcript is spliced from 4 exons. Bases 1 to 1002 code for a protein of 333 amino acids.
AUGGCCAUUUCCAACGAGACGCCCGGUCUGCGAGCCGAAAUUCUCGUCGACGGGCAACCAUUACCUGAGUACGAGGACGAUGAGGCUGAGCUGAACACAGUCACAAGAUACAUUGAAGCAUCGUCAAACAAAGAGUUUGUUUUGAGAUGGGAAUUCGGACAUCCCUUUCCUGAACGGUAUGGAGUGGAGAUGCGGGUUUCGAUCGAUGGCGCGGCAUAUCGCGUCAAGAUCAAGGAAGCCAAUGAGCUCUACAGACCAGGCGGACAUACCAAGACAGGCGUUGGGCACAAGAAGAACCAUCAAUGCUUUCGACGGAAUUAUCGCUUCACUGCCUUGAACAUUGGUCAAGCUCAAAUACUCACUCGGAAUUACACAUAUACUAACAUAUACGUAGUUGAGGAAGUUCCUGGAACCGUAAACGCUCGACAGCUCAAACAAGACCUUGAGUCGAAGGGAAACAUUCGCAUGGAGUUUCGUUUUAUCUCGAACAUGCGAGAGUCAAACGGAGACCACCGGAGCAGCAAGAAGGCUACCCUACAGCCCAUGGGCGCGAUUCCGGAGAAAGCAUUGAAAGGCGACGCGAGAUCACAUCAAGCCACGCUAGGAGAACCCCGUCCUGCGCGGCCCCGAAGAGCACGGCAGGAGUACGACUAUGUCGAUGCAACACCUUUCGCCACAUUCGUCUUUAAGUACCGCUCGCGGGCAUCUCUCAAGGCCCUGCGCAUCAUCAAUGAUGCUGAAGAUGUGGAUGCGCGGUCUUUAGACGACAUGCCAGAAGACUCGAUGAAUGAACAUCAAUUGAGGGAAGCACUUCGACGUGCUAGAAGGCAAGACGCAAACGGUCGUAGUGUUAAGCAAGAGACUCAUGCUUCGCGAAGGGUCAAGCGAGAGCGCACAGAGACAGCGACUCUAGCAGAUGAUAACAAUGACGAAGUUACUAUCGUUGAAUCGAGAUCUCGCAAACGUCCGCGUGGCGAGCCAGAGGUAAUUGUGCUGGACUAA